AUGGCAGCUAGCAGUAUCCGCUUCGGACCUGGGUGUACGAAGGAAGUGGGCAUGGAUGUGAAGAAUCUUGGAGCGAAGAAGGUCAUAGUCGUGACGGAUGAGACGGUGCGGAAGUUGGAUGCUAUGAAGCAGACUAUUGAGGGAUUGGAGAGGGAAGGGGUACAAUAUGAGAUAUACUCAAAGGUCAGGGUUGAGCCAAAGGACUACUCGAUACGAGAGGCUAUCGACUUUGCGAAACCGCACAACCCAGAGGCUUUCUUGGCUGUCGGCGGAGGUAGUGUGAUUGACACAGCCAAGCUAAUGAAUCUGUAUACCUCAUUUCCAGAAGCAGACUUCCUGGACUUUGUCAACGCCCCUCUCGGCAAAGGCAAGCCGAUCACGUCGAAGCUGAAGCCGCUUAUCGCCAUCCCUACAACAGCAGGUACAGGUAGCGAGACCACAGGCACCGCUAUCUUCGAUCUCGUCGAGAAGAAAGCAAAGACUGGUAUCGCACAUCGCAACCUGAAGCCCACACUAGGCAUAUGUGACCCCAUCAACACCCGCACCAUGCCUUCAGCGGUGCACGCCUCGUCUGGUCUGGAUGUACUAUGUCACGCUCUCGAAUCAUGGACAGCCAUCCCGUACUAUGAGCGCACACCACGUCCCACGAACCCAAUCAAUCGACCUGCUUACCAGGGCGCGAAUCCCAUCUCCGACAUCUUCUCCCUCCAAGCCCUCCGCAGCACGGUCAAGUACCUACCUCGCGCCGUCAAGGAUCCAGAUGACUGGGAAGCACAAUCGAACAUGCUCCUAGCCGCUACACUAGCAGGUGUGGGCUUUGGAAACGCAGGCGUGCAUCUCUGUCACGGUAUGAGUUACCCCAUCUCAUCGCAGAACCCAGGCUAUCAACAUCAUGGCUACGACGUCACAUUCCCUAUCAUCCCUCACGGCGUCUCCGUGGCCGUUACAGCCCCGGCAGUCUUCAAAUUCACCGGUCAUUCGAACCCGGAAAGGCAUUUGCAAGCAGCAGAGGCUUUCGGUAUUGAUAUUUCCAAUGUCAAAGCCGCAUCUGCUGGUGAAGUGUUGAGUGAGGCAUUGGCUGAGUUCUUGACCAAACUUGGUGAUCAGCCACGCGGCCUUAAGCAUCUCGGCUUCAAGAACGAGCACAUCGAGGGGCUCGUGGAGGGCACUAUUCCACAGGCACGAGUGCUGAUGUUAGCUCCAAGUUUGGACACGAAUGGUGGGGAGGAAGAGAGAGAACAGCUACGUACGCUGUUUGAGAACGCUAUGGAAUACUAG
Recurvomyces mirabilis is the source of this 1278-nucleotide messenger RNA. RefSeq lists its product as uncharacterized. The record is from RefSeq and is a predicted model, not a curated record. The coding region runs from base 1 to 1278 and encodes 425 amino acids. Gene Ontology annotation, cellular component: mitochondrion. The transcript is spliced from 2 exons. Gene Ontology annotation, molecular function: metal ion binding; alcohol dehydrogenase (NAD+) activity. NCBI's taxonomy places the organism in Eukaryota, Fungi, Ascomycota, Dothideomycetes, Mycosphaerellales, Teratosphaeriaceae.